Messenger RNA from Dromiciops gliroides (monito del monte), 3331 nucleotides. RefSeq names its product serine and arginine rich splicing factor 1 (gene SRSF1). The coding region runs from base 172 to 921 and encodes 249 amino acids. NCBI's taxonomy places the organism in Eukaryota, Metazoa, Chordata, Mammalia, Microbiotheria, Microbiotheriidae. The record is from RefSeq and is a predicted model, not a curated record. The transcript has 4 exons. Gene Ontology annotation, molecular function: mRNA binding. Gene Ontology annotation, cellular component: nucleus; ribonucleoprotein complex; cytoplasm.
AGGCUUCCCCUCCCCCGUAUCCGUGCGCGGAGCAGGCAGAUAAGGGCGCCAUUUUGGAGCAGCCGCGGGAGACGUGGUGUAGCUUGCAGGUUUCCUCCGCUGUGUAUUUGGAGGGUGGGGGAGGGAAAUCCGGAUCUCCAGUCCGCGCCUUUCUUCGUCGUCUCUACUGCCAUGUCGGGAGGAGGAGUAAUUCGGGGCCCGGCCGGGAACAACGAUUGCCGCAUUUAUGUGGGCAAUCUACCCCCGGACAUCCGAACCAAGGACAUAGAGGACGUGUUCUACAAGUACGGCGCCAUCCGCGACAUAGACCUCAAGAACCGCCGCGGAGGGCCCCCCUUCGCCUUUGUGGAGUUCGAGGACCCGCGGGACGCGGAAGAUGCUGUGUAUGGGCGUGACGGUUACGAUUACGAUGGAUAUCGGCUCCGUGUGGAGUUUCCCCGAAGUGGCCGGGGUACUGGCCGAGGGGGUGGUGGCGGCGGGGGCGGCGGUGGAGCCCCUCGAGGUCGCUAUGGCCCCCCGUCCAGGCGAUCGGAAUACAGAGUAGUCGUAUCUGGGCUGCCUCCAAGUGGAAGUUGGCAGGAUUUAAAGGAUCACAUGCGUGAAGCAGGUGAUGUAUGUUAUGCUGAUGUUUACCGAGAUGGAACUGGUGUCGUGGAGUUUGUUCGGAAGGAAGAUAUGACCUACGCAGUUCGAAAACUGGAUAACACUAAGUUUAGAUCUCAUGAGGGAGAAACUGCCUACAUCCGUGUAAAAGUUGAUGGGCCAAGAAGUCCAAGUUAUGGAAGAUCUCGCUCUCGAAGCCGUAGUCGUAGCAGAAGCCGUAGUCGAAGCAACAGCAGGAGUCGAAGUUAUUCCCCAAGAAGAAGCAGAGGAUCUCCACGCUACUCCCCCCGUCAUAGUAGAUCUCGUUCUCGUACAUAAAGAUCAUUGGUGACACUUUUUGUAGAACCCCAUGUUGUAUACAGUUUUCCUUUACUCAGUACAAUCUUUCAUUUUUUAAUUCAAACUGUUUUAUUCAAAAUGGGCUGGUGUUGAAUUGCAUUCUUGUGUAAUAUCCCCUUUGCUCCUAACAUCAACAUUCCCCUCAUGUCUUUGGUAAAUUGUAUUUUAAGUGAUGUCGUAGGCAGGAUUGUUUAAAUUUAAUUACCCAUGCUCUUCAGACUGUGAUAUUGCUGUGUAAAUGUCUGUUCCUAUGGUGUGUAUGAACUGGGAUGUUGGGAAUGUUUGGUUAUCUUGUCUUAUUUGGGGGAAUUCUUAUGUUUUAUCUUGCCUUUUCAUGUGUCUUUCUGUAGACAUAUCUGAAGAGAUGGAUUAAGAAUGCUUUGGAUUAAGGAUUGUGGAGCACAUUUCAAUCAUUUUAGGAUUGUCAAAAGGAGGAUUGAGGAGGAUCAGAUCAAUAAUGGAGGCAAUGGUAUGACUCCAAGUGCUAUUGUCACAGAUGAAAUUGGCAGUAUUGACCUUAUACUAGAAGGCAGUGGUUAAAACUUGAGUAUUUACAUCUACCAUAAGACACCUGCAAACGUUUUAUAUUGUAGUUACCUUGAGCUACAAUUGCUCUGCUCCUUAAAACCUUGGCAAUUGUGGCAAAGAUUACAUUGCCCAUUUAUAGCAAUUUUGACUCAUUUUGCUCCCCCUUUUUUGUUUUUUUGUUUUAGUAGGGACUAAUGUGGGAAGGACCGACUAAUUUGUCACUAUGCUUAGUUACAACUGUUAAUGUAACCUACUGUUGGUGUACAUGUGGGUACAGGGUAUCUUAAUUCCAAACAGAUAGAGUAUAAUAUCAAUACUGCUAAAUCUGCAUGUCCUCUGUGUGACUGAUAUAGCGUUGCUAUUUCAUUUUUAAGCAUCGAAAUGAAAGCAAAAUAUAGAACUCCGAGAUGGUGUAGAUAACCUAGUUGGGAAUAAUAUCUUAAGUCUCACCAUACCCUUCCCCAGAUAUGUUUUGAAACAGAAUUUAUUUUAAUUUACAGAUUAAAUUGCAGAUGGGAGCACUAGCUUUAGUUUAGAACUAGGUGGGUAGCUAUAGCAGUAAACUUUUUCAACUACAUAACUUUUUGCAACCACAAAACCUGUAAUACACUGUACAGUAACAAAUGUUGGCAUUAUCAGUUGACCUGUAAAUAUACAAUGCUUCUUCCAAUUAGUCUCUAUGAUAAUUAAGUUUCUAAAAUUUAUCUGAACUUCACCAUUCAAAAGCUUGUUUUGGGGAAUUGAUAGUUAUUGAUGUACAUCUAUUAAAUUGAUGACAGACAUAACUCAUCAUUCCCCAGAAACCUUUUUUUGAUUACAGUAUCUAACAUUUUGCCUCCUCUUUUUUGGUUUUGCUGGUUAUAAAGGUUUGGAUUGGAGAGGGCUCACUGGAUCCCAAUCCUUGGAGCUGGAUCAUUGGAUUCAAAUCAUAAUGUGGAUAGGAUAGGGAGGAUGAAUUACAAGGAUUCAUGGAGCGGGAUCAGAUUACCAGGAACAUAGGAGUGGAUUCCUGCCCCAACCAAACCGCAUUCGUGUGGAUUUUUUUUUAUUCAACUUAAUUGGCUAUUCCAAAGAUUUUUUUCCUAUUUUUGACGAUUGGAGCCCUUAAGAUGCACGAUGGAAUUGUGUUUUGCAUUUUUUGGUAAAAGGAGCAAAGCGAGGACCUGGAGAGGUACGCUGGAGCAAUCUCCUUGGAAGGAUUCAGCACGAGUAGAUGGUAAACAUAUAAAGGGGAAAAGGGGGGGUUUGUUUAAAGUAAAAUAGUAAAUCAGUAAGUCACUUCUCUAAAUUAAAAAAAAAAACAAAUUCGGAGUUGAAGAAUAAGUAGGUUUCCAAUUGGCUAUUGCCAUUUUUCUUUGAGAAAUAAAACAUUUUUUAAAAAAACUAUGCAUGGUUGUCCUUUUUCAUCUUGAUGUGAGACAGCAAUUUUUUUUUUUCAGUAAACUGGUGAGAAUUAAUUUUAAGUUGAUCAGGUGUGUUUUCUAUUUUUUUCUUCCCAAUUCAGCGAUUUCAAACCACUUGAAAAACUAGACUAGCUUUUGCUGUACCUACUUUAGUAACACUGAAAGGACUAUAUAGAAGUCUGUCAAAUGGAAAAUUAUGGGAUAUGACUAAUGAAAAGCCCUAGUGAGAUAAUCUCACAUUAGUUUAAAAGUUAAGUACAUUAAGGUUAAAUCCUAUUGAAUGGUGAUUGUAAAUUAAAUUUGUAAAUUUACCUGAGACUUCCAGGCUUAAGAGUUUACUGAGAGGCUACUAUUUAAAAUGUUGUUUUCAUAUCUGUCCUGGUCUUUUAAAACACUAAGUAUUGGUUUCAUUUGAAAAAUCAAAAGAGUUGAAAAUAAAAGGCUGGAUUUUGUUGGAA